GUGGGAGUGCCUGUAGUUAUUCUUCGAUGUUUGGAGCAUAUGGAGUCAAAAGAUUUGGGCAGGCCUGUUGCCUUCCUUGCUAAAAUGAUAAACUAUCGCCCUCUUGCAGUUCAACUUGUGAGUAAAGGCCUGUUGGAUCCUAAUCGGUGGAGAAGGUUGCUUGAUUAUUCAAGCCCGAAAGAAGUCACACUAGAUGCUCUUAUGAUUAUUUCAGAUUUAGCUCGAAUGGACAAGGGAUUCUAUGAAUUCAUCAACAGGGCUUCUAUUUUGGAGCAUUUGAAGGAAUUUCUUGUCCAUGAAGAUCCCAACAUACGUGCAAAAGCCUGUAAUGCUCUAGGCAACAUGUGUCGAUAUAGCUCCUACUUUUAUAGUACACUGGCAAGAUGUCAAAUCAUUGGCCUUCUAAUCGACCGAUGUUCUGAUCCAGAUAAACGCACACGAAAAUUUGCAUGCUUCGCU
Molecule: messenger RNA, 459 nt
Organism: Morus notabilis
Lineage: Eukaryota; Viridiplantae; Streptophyta; Magnoliopsida; Rosales; Moraceae
Product: serine/threonine-protein kinase TIO-like
Exons: 3
Cellular component (GO): cytoplasm
Molecular function (GO): protein binding
Source: RefSeq, a predicted model, not a curated record